CGCUACACGACAACACCAGCCGUAUCCCGCCGCCUUCAUCCUUCCCUUACCUUCACCAAGCGCAUUUCCAAGCCUUAACCACCUACCACGCCUAACGCCGGCACUGCCCCCGCGCCGACCUGUAUCAUGACCUCGUCUUACGGUGCAGUCUCUUAUUAGCCCACCCUCCCUCUCCCCCUCGCGGACAGACCCCAAUGCGUGAGAAAGGUGUGGUGUCCUUCAUCGGAGCUGCCCGCAUGGACGAAGGUAGUGGCAGAUCCGGAGCUGUCGCAAUGCCCCCUGCUGAGCCGCUCCUCUGCGAGUAUGCUGCGCACUACUUCCCAGCACCGACUACGAACAACAUCGCCGAAUACGACGGGUUGAUUCGCGGCCUCCAGUUUGCUGCGCACAUGGGUUUCACGCACGUCACCAUUUUUGGCGACAGUCAGCUCGUUCUACGCCAGAUGCAAGGCGUCUACCGCCUUGGGCACCCAAACCUGCGCGAACCCUACCGCUCAUCAGCACGUACAUGGGCCGCACGAUUUCACUGCACAUGGGUUCACCGGCAAUCAAGCUGCGGACUUCUUAUCCAAACGCGCGCCAGACCUCGCAUGGGGCUUGUCGACUCUCCUUACUGGACACAACACGCCGCUCCCCCCCCGCGAUCUCGCCGCCCUGUACGAUUUUCUCGACGGUGACCUCACCUUCAACCCCGGUUGAUCCUCACACUUAGAGUGUAGCUUUACCUGUAUAAGCUCCUAA
Molecule: messenger RNA, 741 nt
Organism: Aphanomyces astaci
Lineage: Eukaryota; Oomycota; Saprolegniomycetes; Saprolegniales; Verrucalvaceae
Exons: 1
Coding region: 195-677 (160 amino acids)
Molecular function (GO): nucleic acid binding; RNA-DNA hybrid ribonuclease activity
Source: RefSeq, a predicted model, not a curated record